Messenger RNA from Amyelois transitella, 5081 nucleotides. RefSeq names its product putative inorganic phosphate cotransporter. Lineage: Eukaryota; Metazoa; Arthropoda; Insecta; Lepidoptera; Pyralidae. Gene Ontology annotation, biological process: transmembrane transport; monoatomic anion transport. The transcript has 11 exons. Gene Ontology annotation, molecular function: transmembrane transporter activity. The record is from RefSeq and is a predicted model, not a curated record. The coding region runs from base 353 to 1903 and encodes 516 amino acids.
UUUAACAUUUAAUUUUCUUUUUUUUGUAGCAUUCCUAUGAUAUGUCAAGACCACAAUGAAUUUGAUUGUACAUGUUAAGUAAUGGAAUGAGACGGCGAUUUUGUCAUACUUGCACAGGCAGGGUGGAGAGGAUUUCAUUUCUUUGUUUUCGGAUUUAUACUUUUAAUCCAAAACAUUUCGCAUUUGAUUUGGGAUGUGACUCAUCUUCUAAACUGAGCGCAGUACAAUACUCACGAAAAUAAUUUAACAAGAAAGUCUCUUGAUUGUGUUUGCAUUAUAGAAGUAAAAGAAAAACUUUCAUGCGAAAUACGAAAAAAAUGUGGAGCAAGUAAUGGUUAUAACUUAAUGAAUCAUGUCGUCAAACGUAGAAGAGAGUCCUAUUAUAAACGCGGAUAUAGAAAAUGAUGUGACUAGCAGUCGGCGGAACCUUGUAGACAAUGAACUUGGUGAAGAAACUACAGGAUGGAUCAAAAGCAGAACCGUCCUUGGCAUUAUGGGUUUCCUGGGAUUUGCAAAUGUGUAUGCGAUGAGAGUGAACCUGUCUGUUGCUAUUGUAGCAAUGAUAAACUCAACCAACCCAGUUCCAUCAAAUGACUCUACCUUAGAUGUAUGCCCAGCCCCAAUCCCUAGUAAUAAUUCAAUUCCAAUUAAACCUGGAGAAUUCAAUUGGACUGCAGAGCAGCAAAGUAUUAUUUUAGGUUCAUUCUUUUAUGGUUAUGUAUUAACUCAGAUACCAGGUGGGCGAAUAGCUGAAAAAUUUGGUGGGAAAUUAGUUUAUGGUGUGGGAGUAUUAUUAACAGCAAUAUUUACAAUCCUAAGCCCUAUAGCAGCUUUUGUUGACUUCAAGUUCUUCAUAGUGGUACGGGUGCUAGAAGGGCUCGGAGAGGGGGUAACAUACCCUGCCAUGCAUGCAAUGCUGGCUAGAUGGAUCCCUCCAAUGGAGAGAUCAAAAUUUGCAGCAUAUGUUUAUGCAGGGUCAAAUAUAGGCACAGUUAUAUCGCUUCCAAUUUCGGGAUGGCUGUGCACACUCCAGUUUGGUGGCGGCUGGCCACUGUGCUUCUAUAUAUUCGGCGGGCUUGGUAUUUUAUGGUUCAUUGCAUGGAUGCUACUUGUGUACGACACACCUCAGAAACAUCCUAGAAUAUGUCCUAAGGAAGUAGAAUAUAUUACCGCGUGUAUAGGACCACAGGAAAACCAGCAUUCCAUGUCGAUACCUUGGUGCAAAUUCCUGACUUGCGUCCCUCUCUGGGCCAUACUCAUCGCGCAGUGUGGUCAGUCGUGGCUGUUCUACACGCAGUUGACCGAGCUGCCUACCUACAUGCAAAAUAUAUUGCACUUUGACAUUGUUUCGAAUUCGACGUUGUCGGCUGUUCCGUACCUCACUUCCUGGAUAGCUGGCAUAUUGUUCAGUAUUUUCGCUGAUUGGUUGCUGGUCAAGGGAUGGAUAUCUAGAAUCAAUAGUAUGAAAUUAUGGAACACUGUUGCUGCGUUCCUGCCCGCUUUCGGCCUGCUCGGCAUAGCGUGGGCCGGCUGCGACAGGUUGACUGUGAUGCUGCUUCUGAGUAUCACUUCUAUGUUCGGUGGCGCGGUGUACGCAGGUAACCAAAUGAACCACAUAGACCUGUCGCCGCAGUUCGCCGGCACCAUGUACGGUAUCACGAACGCUGCUAGCAACAUAUGCGGGUUCAUGGCGCCCUACGUCAUAGGAAGGAUCAUUAGUACUGAACAGCAAACUCUCGGGCAGUGGCGUGAAGUGUUCUACCUUGCGGCAUCCAUAGAUCUCGGAGCUAAUUUGUUCUAUUUAUUCUUCGCAAGCGCAGAAGAACAGGACUGGUCAAGACCGGACGACGACGACAUGACUGCGUCUGCGCCGGUUGAAAGCAUACUCUUCCCGGAAUCAUAGAACAUAUUAAAUGACACACAAAAUAUGAGUGACACCAAUGUCUAAUGCGGUUGAAGGACAUAAAUGUAUGUUAGAAUACGAAUAUUUUGUUCUUAAGGUGGGUAACUCAUAUUUAAAAUGCCUUUUUAAGGAUACGGUUAUUUACUGGGCGCGAAUUCUUGAAAAGGUAAUGUACUGUAAUUGGCUCAGUGGAAUAGUUUUUAUUACUAUAUUUAAUAGUUGUAGAUUCAGUAUCAAACAUAAAAUGCUAAUACGGUGCUACUAUGGUGGAUACCUUAUGAUAAAGUCGCAUGCAGAGAAAUUUGACCCCCUGUGUACACAGAGUAUAACCUAAAACAUUGUCAAGUUUCUCUGCAGGUUACUACUUUUUGUAGAAACGGACUUUUUGUUUUCUUCAUUUUGCUCAUCCUGAUAUUUGCCUGAGCGCGCUUACUUGGGGGAAGUUAUUCUGCUUCCUCUUUAGUAGGGAUUUUUGAAUGUAGACAUACACCGUCGAUAUCACAAAAUAAACGGAAAAAUGCAAAAGAAGAAAGAAACAAUUCAUAUAAAUAAUUUUUUUACGAAAACCAGCUGUGAUUUUGUAUGAAUAUUUCCCGCGUUCUUGUAUUAUUUUCGUCAGUGCUUGCGACACAACACCAGCGUAGAUCCGUUAUUUUGGUGCAACUAAUGUUCCAUACUAACUAACGUUCUGUAGACGAUUUUCACUAUCUAAUUCGUAUUCUAUCGUCUAUUUCAGUCAGGUUUUUACUAAGUUAGACCUCUGAAGUUUCAGUUUGCAUCUUAAAAAUUUAAGUUAUAAUUGGGUGUGACGCAUAUUGAGUUUCAUAUUUAAAAAGGCAUAAUAUACCAGUAGUUUAAUUUGACAUAUUCCUAUUCGGUUAAAUUUGACCAAUGUAAUUUGCUUUAUUAUAUUUUUAUGAUAUUUUUUCAAAGUUAAUUGAUAAUUUUGUUAGUAAAUCAAUAAAAAAAUGAUAUAUUUUACUUAGCAUAUAAUUUACUUGAUGUUAUAUAAUAUUAACUCCUUGAAAAAUGUUGCUUAUCAAACGAUUUCUCGUGAUUGGGAAAUUCUCGAACAUGAAAAGCAUUUAAAUUAAAAGUAUUGUUUCUGUUUUGUCGAACGUCACCAGAUAAAGACGGCAAUAGAGUUGAUAGCUCAGGUUGACAGCAAUGUUGCUUAAAAGUAGUUUAAAUAUCGCACUGAAUUAAUUUUAUUACAAUUUAAGCAAAAUGCUUUAUAUUAUUACAUUUAGACAUGGUGGCACGUGAAUAGAUGUAGUUUCUGCGUACCCCUCCGGGAAAAAGGUGUGAUUUUAUAUAUGUAUGUAUUUAAACAUUAACAAAUGUUCUGAUAAUUAUUACUAAUAAGGUGUAAGAGGGCGAUAGUUUAAAAACGUUUUCUUGGUACAAAUAAAUUAAUUGGUUCAGUAUUCAUGGCUGUCGAUUAUUUAGAUCUAAACUUUGAUCUUAUUCGUUUUAGUUGUGAAUGUUUGAUCGAUACUCAAAAAAGGCUAAGAGACACUAGAAAUACAAUAACAUGAUGAUAACAUACGUUUUUAUUAAAAUAUAUUUAAUGUUUAAAAUACAUUAAAGGUUUUAAUUUAAAAUAUAUUUUAAAACUUGUUUUUAAGGUAGUCGCAAAAAAUAAGUACCUAUGAAUAACUUAAUUCAUGUAAAACUUACUUAAUUCAUGUAAAAAUCAAACACAUCUUUAGCAUUAUAAGUAAUAUUUUAUUUUAUUACUAGCUGACCCGGCAAACGCUGUUUUGCCAAUUAUUUUUAUAUAUUAUUACGGAACCCUAUUUUUUUCCAAAAUAAAAUAUAGUCUAUGUUACUCGUGGAUAAUGUAGCUUUCGAAUGGUGAAAGAAUUUUUAAAAUCGGUCCAGUAGUUUUUGAGCCUAUUCAUUACAACCAAACAAACAAAGUUUUCCUCUUUAUAAUAUUAGUGUAGAUAUUCUGAUAGUUUUUAAAUAAAGGUACCUAGAUAAUAAUUGCGGUUAUAUCAUUUUUAGCAGUAUUCACUUGUGAUUACUUGUUAUUUGCUUAUUAUCAUAUUUUAUGACGACGUUAUAUUAUUCUUAUAAACUAAAUUCUAUGAAUAGUCUUUAAGUUAAAAAAAUCUGAUACGUCAUAAUUAUAUGAUAUUAAAUAAAAUUUUAGUUGAAUUAUAUAUAUUUUUUGUUUAAUUUGAGGUUACUAAAAAGUUUUUUCAACUAGAAAUUAUUUUUUUAAAUCUGCACUCCAUUUAUUUAACAUCAACAAGUGUAGUAAUAAUAAUUUUAGAGGUAGACUUUCGAUGCAAUGAGAGCGUUGCUUUAAUUGGUAACAUUGUUUUUUGUUAUUUGGGAUCUCUUGGCUGAUCGAAGUAUGUAUGAAGUUAAUAGUUUAUUCCAAAUAAUAUAGUCAAUACCAUUCCAAUUAAUUGAACUGAAAAACUCAUGUCAAUUUUAGCAAGUAUUUUUAGUAAAUUUUAUCUUGAACUAUUUGAAAAUGUGAUUGUAAAAUUGGUCUGUAAAAUCUCAGCAUAAGUUAAGCCCAAACAUUUAGAUUUGAUAUAAGUAACAUAUGCCAAAUCAGAUGAAACUGUUACUAAGAUGAGUGGAUGACUGAAAGUUUGUUAUAAAAAUUAUCAUGUAUCUGCUGAAUCAGAAAAGCACUAUUAUGUACUUGCAGUCGGCCUAGACCUGUGCUACGUCGCCUUGUGUGGUUUACGAGAGGUGGCUCAAAUAUCUCGUAGGGCUGCUGUACUUGUGAUAUGAUGCGAGCCACCUAAUUUAUUUGUAUCUCAGUUUCAAAAUUAGGUUUAACUGGUCGCAUUAUGUCGCAAGUGAUUCAUCGCAUUGGACGUUCAUACUGUACUGUUAGAAGCCAAAUGUUGUAGGCAUAUUUAUACAAUUUUUUGAAAAUUUUGUCAGAUUUUUUCAGAGGUAGAAUAAAAACUGGUGUUAAAACAAAUCAGAUUUUUUACUGAGAUUCUCAGUGAACUAUAGUCACACAGAUUUCGUUUACGGUGGACGAAGUCACGUGAAACACCUAGUUAAUAUUAUAUAAGUACCUACGAGUAAUUAUGCAAUUAUCUCGCUGUGAUGUCUGACAUGACUAACUUUAAGAUUUUGUAAACAAAUAUUAUGUAAAGAAUGAAUAAUGUAUUUUUGUAGCAAUGGAAAAUAAAGUUUAAAA